AUGGACGGGUCGAUAGUUGGUAGAUGCCGGUUUGGUUUGAAAACUUAUUCAGUGCUGAUUUUCAAGGAAACCAAGUACAUGGACAUAUGCAGCCAAAUUUGCUCUCGAUUUAAAGAGUUGAAUUCAUGCGAAAUGGAGAUGACGUACGCAAUUGGAAACCACUUAGCAUGUUUAUUACAAGAUGACAUGGAUGUUCGUGUUUUGCACAUGUCUAUAUCCAAUGAAAACAAAAAUUUGGUGGAUAUAGAUAUUGUUAGAGGUGGAGUUACAUCGUUUGGCAAAGGUGUGGAGGAUGAUAUUGAUUCAUCAAACAAUGAAGACAGUAAUUCAACUAAUGAGAAUGAAUGUUUAAUUAAGUAUGCGGCAAACAAAUCAAAACUUUAUUUGUCUCAUGAGUGGAAAACAUUUAUUAGUGAAGUUGGGCAAAAAUACGAAGGAGGGGUGACUGAGUUUAGGAUUAAAUUGUGCAAAUAUGCCUUUGAGAAGGAGUUCAAGUUUGUAUAUGUGAAAAAUGAUUUGAAGCAUGUUACAACAGAAUGUGUGAAUAAGCAAAGUGAAGGUUGCCCCUGGCGUGUGCAUGCAACUUUAAAUUAUGCGAAUGGGUUCUUCUACAUUAAAGAUUUGAAAAAUGAACACACAUGCAGGGGCAGGGUUCAGUCCCAUAAAAAAGUUUUUAUGGGUUCGAAAAUUGUGUCUUCAGUCAUAGCAGAUCAGCUUCGAACCAAACCUCUCAUUAAACCAGCUGAUAUAAUCACAGAUUUCAAGCAAAAUUCUGGGUUGUACAUCUCCUAUUAUAGUGCUUGGUAUGGUAAGGAGUUGGCCAAAAAGACAUCCAUGGUGUGGUAUAUUGACGCUUUGCUGAAAACAAAUCCGGGGUCCCACUGUUACCUAGGGUGUGACACGAAAUCAUCACGUUUUGAGCGCAUAUUCAUAUCAUAUCAUGCCUCAAUUGAAGGGUUCAAAUUCUGCAAACCAUUUCUUUGUCUUGAUGGUACUUUUGUGAAGAACAAAUACAAAGGGCACCUCCUGGCAGCUACAGGGAAAAAUGGUAACCAAGCCAUCCUUGCUGAUGAUGGUGAUCCAUACGAGUACAUUGAACCUUAUUUUACUGCAGAUUACUACAGAAGUUGUUAUGGCAUUCCAAUUGCACCUGUUCCUGAUAUUGAGAAAGAGGCACCAGAAGAACUCGAAGACUUUAUAGUGAAACCUCCUUUAACUAGAAAACGACUUGGUACACCUCGAACCAAGAGGAUCAAAUCCAGAGGGGAGGAGAAAAAAUGCUACAAAUGCAGUAGAUGUGGUCAAGGUGGCCAGCACAACUGGAGGACUUGCAAUUCUCAAAUAUGA
Molecule: messenger RNA, 1347 nt
Organism: Prunus armeniaca (apricot)
Lineage: Eukaryota; Viridiplantae; Streptophyta; Magnoliopsida; Rosales; Rosaceae
Source: the annotation of a GenBank genome assembly